Messenger RNA from Didymodactylos carnosus, 411 nucleotides. The record is from the annotation of a GenBank genome assembly. Lineage: Eukaryota; Metazoa; Rotifera; Eurotatoria; Philodinida; Philodinidae.
UAUCAUAUCGGAUUCGCCAGUGUCACAAUACCGCAACAAAACCACUUUUUACUUCUAAAACAAUAUGCUAGAGCUAAUCAAAUAACGGUGAAAUGGAUUUACCUAGAAAGUGGUCACGGUAAAGGUGUGGCGGACGGGGUGGGCGCGGUAAUCAAGAAAAAGAUGGAUGAGGCUGUUGCUUUUCAUCCAGAUAAAGCAUUUAAUAAUGUACUUGAUUUGUUUAAUGUCAUUAAAAAUAAUACAAACAUCAAACUUUUCACGUAUAAAACAGAAGACAUUGAUUUUAUGAAAAAAAUGAUACCAAAGUUAGCAGUUGUGAAAGGAACUGCAGCUCUUCAUGAAGUAACAACUAAACCAGAUGGCAGAUUAUAUGGAAAAGAUACUUCUUUUGGUCCUGAACGAUUACUGUAA